UGCCCUUUGCUGCUUCGCUGACGUUGUUGUAUAUUAUGCUGUGGAGAUCGCGGUCGGGCCUGUGCGUGUUUCUCCAGACGCUUAACACCAGAUUCCGGUAUUUACCUCCUGUGCUCCACCGCAACAUGUCCAGCAGAACGAACUCCAAACUCCCCGUUACCCUGCUGGGAACCAUGGCGUUCGGGGGACGCGCGAACGCGGAGACGAGCGUGGCCAUGGUACGCGCUUACCUGGAGCGCGGCCACAAUGAGUUGGACACAGCUUUUAUGUACACAGAUGGGCAGUCGGAGACUGUGAUUGGGGGCUUGGGUCUCCCCAAAACAGUUCGGAUCGCCACUAAGGCGAACCCCUGGGACGGGAAGACGCUGAAGCCGGAGAGUGUGCGCUCCCAGCUGGACACCUCCCUGCAGAGGCUGCGGACCCAGUGUGUGGACCUCUUCUACCUGCACGCCCCCGACCACAACAACCCCAUAGAGGACACCCUCCAGGCCUGUAACGAGCUGCACAAGGAGGGGAAGUACAAGGAGCUGGGCUUGUCUAACUACGCCUCAUGGGAAGUGGCAGAGAUCCACUGCAUCUGUAAGCAUAACGGCUGGGUGCUGCCCACAGUUUACCAGGGCAUGUACAACGCCACCACUCGGCAGGUGGAGUCGGAGCUGCUGCCCUGCCUGAGACACUACGGCAUUCGCUUCUAUGCCUACAACCCCCUGGCAGGGGGGCUCCUAACGGGGAAAUACCAUUACCAGGACAAGGACUCCACCCAACCCGAGGGUCGCUUUUUUGGGAACAGCUGGGCCCCCGCCUACAGGGACAGGUAUUGGAAAGAGAGCCACUUCCAGGCCAUUGAUGUCGUUCAAAACGCCCUGCAGGCUGCGUAUGGAGCUCAGAGGCCCACCCUGACCUCCGCCUCCCUACGCUGGAUGCACCAUCACUCCCAGCUAAAGGGUGAACAUGGCGAUGGUGUCAUAAUUGGCAUGUCCUCCAUGGAGCAGCUGCAGGAGAACCUGUCAGCCACCGAGGAGGGCCCCCUGGACCCGACUGUAGUGCAGGCCUUCAAACAGGCCUGGGACCUGGUGGCCCACGAGUGCCCCAACUACUUCCGCUAAACGAGCCGAUUGCCCAGCACUACGCUUCCCAGUCAGAGGGGGACAACAGUGCCGACACAGACACCGCCAAAGAUAUACAUAUUUUUCCAUGGUCAUAUUUAGGUUACACUGCGCUGUUCUUCCAUACAUCUGUUAUUUCCCACAGUGCUGUUAUCGCUUCCUCAAGCUGUAACUGUAUACUUUCAACAUCAGAUUUAGCUGAUACCACAGAUACCUUAGUGUACAUGGUUACAGGGAUGCAUAAACACUGCACAAUCAACUCUGUCUUCAAGUGGGAGACACUAAGGGAACAGCUCUGAUGACAUUAACCCAAAGGGCUACACCACAUCUCUCACUAAUUUAAAUGGGUAAAAUACUCAAACCUUUGUUUUGGUUGUUAGUGAUGUAAUACACUUUUUUCUGCAUUCUUCCAAUCUGACAGAACUUAAGUAUGGUUAGGUGUGAAGAUCAGAUAUUCUAGUACUCCACGGAGGUAAAAUCAGGUUUUUUUUUUUUUUCUUUUUCUUCACUGCAAACUGACUAUACUGAGUCACCCUCUCUAAUUUGUUACAUCUGGAGUUUCCUUCAACAUGUGAUGUCAUCGCAUGUGACUUCUUAGCAUCUCUCUAUUCCAUGCUCUGGAAUCUAGCCACAGUUCACUAACGUUUUCCUGUUUACCAGAAUUGCCUUUCCGUAAUGAUUAUAUGUAGCAAGCUUUCUAACAUGAUCAUCGAUCAGCUGUUUGAACAAGAUGAAUCAGUUUUCUCUUUUGAUUUUACUGAUAACUGAAGUGCAAUGUUAGACCUCCUUUGUAUUAAUGAGAAGCACUUAGCUGAUAAAGAUAAUACUUAAUUCAGUGAAUUGUUUGAAAUUUUGAAGCAUUUUGUGAAAAUGGUGUUUUUGGAGGCUAGGUCUUCACACGUGAAUAAAUUCCAACAUGAAAGAGCGAGACUGAGACACCGGUCAUUACUCUGUGACGCUGAUUGUCCGACCACCAAGAAUUCACACCAACCCCUCAACAGCAGACACCAUGGUUACCACUGAGGACGCCAUUGUUACGCCAGGAUUCCUCUUCCUGCUCAUCAGUGGUUCUGGUAGAUGUGAUUUCCCCUUAGUCAAAACAACAUGAUUUUGCUCUCUAUAGAAAAACUGAUUUCACGGCAAUAUUAAUAACGUGUCUGCCAACCAAAUUUGCAUUGAAUCAGUGUUUUGGUCAUAUUCAGUAUCCUAGUAUCAACGGCAGUAAUGUCCCUCUCCCACUACCCUGGAGGUAAAGCACCCAGCAGCUUUCCUAACUCAUUUCACUUGGGUCAA
This is a messenger RNA of Megalops cyprinoides (Indo-Pacific tarpon), 2399 nucleotides long. It is a transcript of the gene akr7a3, whose product is annotated as aldo-keto reductase family 7, member A3 (aflatoxin aldehyde reductase). NCBI's taxonomy places the organism in Eukaryota, Metazoa, Chordata, Actinopteri, Elopiformes, Megalopidae. The record is from RefSeq and is a predicted model, not a curated record. The transcript has 7 exons. The coding region runs from base 36 to 1106 and encodes 356 amino acids.